This is a messenger RNA of Eubalaena glacialis (North Atlantic right whale), 1437 nucleotides long. RefSeq names its product solute carrier family 17 member 2 (gene SLC17A2). Lineage: Eukaryota; Metazoa; Chordata; Mammalia; Artiodactyla; Balaenidae. The coding region runs from base 1 to 1437 and encodes 478 amino acids. The transcript is spliced from 11 exons. Gene Ontology annotation, biological process: monoatomic anion transport; transmembrane transport. Gene Ontology annotation, molecular function: transmembrane transporter activity. The record is from RefSeq and is a predicted model, not a curated record.
AUGGAUGAGAAGCCUUCCACCAGGAAAAUUCCCGAAUUCUGUUCAUUACGCUAUGGACUGGCUCUCAUCAUGCACUUCUCAAACUUUACCGUGAUAACCCAGCGUGUGAGUCUGAGCAUUGCAAUCAUUGCCAUGGUGAAUAGCACUCAGCAGCCUGGUUUAUUCAAUGCCUCCACAGAAAGACCUCUUGCAUUCACCCUCAAUCACUCCAACAGAUCCACCAAGGAAUUUAAUUCAGGAGCCUCUGUAUAUGAAUGGAGCCCAGAGACUCAAGGUAUCAUCUUUAGCUCCAUCAGCUAUGGGAUAAUACUGACUCUGAUCCCAAGUGGCUAUUUAGCAGGGAUAUUUGGAGCAAAGCAGAUGCUUGGUGCUGGUUUGCUGAUCUCCUCCCUUCUCACCCUCUUUACACCACUGGCUGCUGACUUUGGAGUGAUUCUGGUUAUUGUGAUUCGGACAGUCCAGGGCAUGGCCCAGGGAAUGGCAUGGACAGGUCAGUUUACAAUUUGGGCAAAAUGGGCUCCUCCACUUGAACGAAGCAAGCUCACCAGCAUUGCGGGAUCAGGGGCAGCAUUUGGGUCCUUCAUCAUCCUCUGUGUGGGGGGACUAAUCUCACAGGCAUUGGGCUGGCCUUUUAUCUUCUACAUCUUUGGUAGCAUUGGCUGCGUCUGCUGUCUCCUGUGGUUCAUGGUGAUUUAUGAUGACCCCAUGCAUCACCCAUGCAUAAGCGUCAGGGAAAAGGACCACAUCGUGUCUUCACUGGCUCAACAGUCCAGUUCUCCUAGACGAUCUGUCCCCAUAAAGGCUAUGAUCAGAUGCCUACCACUUUGGGCCAUUUUCAUGGGUUUUUUCAGCCAUUUCUGGUUAUGCACCAUAAUCAUAACUUACCUACCAACGUACAUCAGUUCUGUGCUCCAUGUCAACAUCAGAGAUAGUGGGGUUCUGUCCUCCCUGCCUUUUAUUGCUGCCUCAAGUUGUACGAUUCUAGGAGGUCAGUUGGCAGAUUUCCUCCUGUCCAGGAAUCUUCUCAGAUUAAUCACCGUCCGAAAACUCUUUUCAUCCCUAGGGCUCCUCCUUCCGUCGCUGUGUGCUGUUGCCCUGCCUUUUGUGGCUUCCAGUUACACAACAACUAUUAUUUUGCUGAUACUUAUUCCUGGGACCAGCAAUCUGUGUGAUUCAGGAUUCAUCAUCAACACCUUAGAUGUCGCUCCCAGGUAUGCAAGUUUCCUCAUGGGAAUCUCAAGGGGAUUUGGGCUCAUCGCAGGAAUCAUCUCUUCCACUGCCACCGGAUUCCUUAUCAGUCAGGAUUCUGUGUCUGGAUGGAGGAAUGUCUUUUUCCUUGCUGCUGCUGUCAACAUGUUUGGCCUGGUUUUUUACCUCACAUUUGGACAAGCAGAAAUCCAGCACUGGGCCAAAGAGAGGACUCUUACCCGUCUCUGA